CAAAGACGUAAAUAAUAGUAUGACGAAUAACACUGAUUAUCUUCAGGUUCUUUGGGAACUGAAAUACUCCGAUCUCGCUUUAAGCAGUACUAUUCUGAUAAUCAUCGGAGGUAUCGUUGGAAUCCUAGGGAAUGUUUCAGUAAUAAUAUGUUACUUCUUUCGGAUUGAGAAGUGCGGAGAGCGUUAUUUUAUUCCGGUGUUGGCAGUCGUUGACCUGGUUGCUUGUAUAACAAGUUCUAUUUUCUAUGUUAUGGAUAAUACAUUUUUCUUCAAUUAUCCCUACGAUUUGAUGUGUCGUAUUCUGACAUUUCUGCAGCUGCUUGUACCAGCGACUUCGGCAAGUUUAUUGGUCAUAAUUAGUCUUCAAAGAUAUUUAUUAGUUUGCAAACCUCACGGACCAAAGAUGACAUUACGUUGGAAAAGGAUUUCAAUUGGUGUCGCAUGCUUGUUUACUUUAUCUUACUCUGCACCGAUGCUUGCGAUAUCUGGGAUUAAAACAUCAAAUGAAACGUUUCAGAAUCAUACAAUACAAAUUACAGUCUGUAAAUUUUCAACAGCAGAAACUUCAGCUAAGAUAACAGUGUACUUCGGUUUUCUUCUUCUGUUAACGAUUAUCAGUAUUCUGGUAACCAUAAGUUUGUUCAUACCAGUUUUGAGGAGGAUAAAACUCUCCCUUCUUGGGAAAUUCAGAAAUAAACAUCAAAAUACACCACCUUAUACUGAUUCGGUGUCCACAAAAGAUAUAGAACUGAGAAAAUGCGUAGGAAAAACGCAGGAAAUUCAGAUCCAGGAAAAAUCUAGCUCCAAUCCAAGCAUUGAUACAUCCUCUACUUUGAGAGGUGAUCUUGAUGCUAAUAAAUCAGUAAAUACUUUAGCAACCGAGGACAGUGAAAGAAUAAGAAAGGAAAAAACAACAAGAAGAAUAACAAUUAUGUUUUUUGUCAUCAUUGUUGCUUAUGUUUUAUCUUAUAUUCCUUCGUUAAUCAUUUUAAUUGUAGUAUAUACUGUUGGUGAUCUCAAUUUUAUUUCUAUAUCCAAAGAGGCAGCAUUUGUUAGUACUUACCUUGCGCGGUUUGUGUUUCUAAACCACAUUGUCAAUCCCUUUAUUUAUAGUUACUUUGAUGAAAAGUUUAGAACAGAACUGAGAAAGUUAUUAACACAGGUAAAAACAUACUGGAUGGUACAAAAUGAUGAAUAAAGUGUGUAGACACAGUUGGAUUGAGAAAAUGAGUUAAUUUAUUCAAUUAUAUACACGUUAACUAGAUUUCAAGAGACUCAAUUUCACUGCCAAUUUUGAGGCAUUUGGACUGGUUUUAAUAUACUAACCUCCUUACUGUCAAUGUUAACGGUGAAUUCGAACUCUUUUCAAUGGAACAUUUCAAACAAUUAAAAUGUAGAUGGAGAUAUUGCUGAGAGAGAUGUGUCAAAAACAUUUUAUUCGAGUAUCCGAGUACGGAAUUUGCAAUCGAGUGUUCGGUCUUCAGAGCGAGUACUCGUCCAGGAUAUGGUUGGUCACCUAAAAAAAUGAUUAAAUUACGAUUUCUUUGCUAAUUUAAUGUAAUCAAUAACAUAACAAUUACUCCUAAAUUCAAAUGUAAUCGAUUACAUUUGAUCGAUUACUUUUUUUUAAGUAAUCAUGAUUACAUUGGAUUACAUUGUAUACUGUGAUAUUAAAGUUUUUUUUAAAACAUAAAAAACGAAAAAAAGAACGUUAAUUUUUGUGAAAAGUUGUGUUUUUAAUAUCUUUAAUAUAUAUACAGCAUAUAUGUUAUUAAGAACUUAAAUCAGGAGCAGUGUAAUAUUAGUAUUGUUUGAUAGCAUAAGAAAAUGACAUUUCUCUAUCAUAGAAAAAACAUUGUCUUUAAAUUUAUGAAUAUUUUAGCCCAGUGUUUAUUUGCAGUUAACAAAAACAAUUGAGGGACUAUUGAAUGAUCAAAUAGCUUUAUUGUAUAUUUUGCCAUGGACAUGAUUGUAUGAAAAAAUUUCAAUAUUGGAUAUUAAAAACACAUUUGAAUUUUUAUAGAACAAAAAAUUGAUGAAGAUUGUGAAACAAAAAAAUUAAGGUGUGAUUUCCGAAGCACCAGAGAUCACCCCCAGUUUUUGGUGGGGUUCGUGUUGCUCAGGCUUUGGUUUUCUAAGUUGUGUUUUGUAUACUGUUGUUUGUUUGUUUGUCUUUUUCUUUUUUAGCCAUGGCAUUGUCAGUUUAUUUUCGAUUUAUGAUUUUGCAUGUCCCUUUAAUAUUCUUCGCCUCUCUUUUUCCAUUACUUUUAA
Molecule: messenger RNA, 2271 nt
Organism: Mytilus californianus (California mussel)
Lineage: Eukaryota; Metazoa; Mollusca; Bivalvia; Mytilida; Mytilidae
Product: 5-hydroxytryptamine receptor 1D-like
Exons: 1
Coding region: 20-1198 (392 amino acids)
Biological process (GO): neuropeptide signaling pathway
Cellular component (GO): membrane
Molecular function (GO): G protein-coupled peptide receptor activity
Source: RefSeq, a predicted model, not a curated record